AUGCUCGCUGAAGAAUUGUUCCAAUGGGAUGAUGUCAUUGUGAACCCCAUGGCUGUUGUUCCCAUUGAGUGUUGUUAUUUGAGGGAGAGCAAUGUGAGCAGCAACCCCAUCAAUCCCACCUGGAUCCCAUUCAGCUCCACCAGGUCUGGAGAAGGCCAUCUGUCAUUCUCCCUGCGUCUAAUGAAUAGUGACUGGCUUACAGAGCGCCCUUCCACUGUCUACUCCCUGGGAGACCUCAUUCACAUUGAGGCGUCUGUUUCAAUGGCUAACCACGUGCCCCUGAAGCUGUACAUUGAUCGCUGUGUAGCUACACUGAACCCAGACAAAGACUCCACCCCGAGAUACAGCAUCAUUGACUACAAUGGUUGCCUCCGGGACAGAAAAGCUGAGGACUCCUUUUCAACCUUUGUGUUGCCGGGAGACGGGCGGGAGCCAGACAAGCUCAGGUUUGACCUGGAUGCCUUUCAUUUCUAUGGAGAUGAGCGUUCAUUGAUUUUUAUCACCUGUCACCUGAAAGUUGCUGCAGUGGAUCAGGGAGAUUCCAGGAACAAAGCUUGUACAUUCCGGAAGCCGUUUAACUGGACCCCAUUGGAGGGACCAGACAGUGACAUUUGUGCCUGUUGCCAUGUGGGGAUCUGUGGGAGCACAAGGGAGAUC
Molecule: messenger RNA, 657 nt
Organism: Hemiscyllium ocellatum (epaulette shark)
Lineage: Eukaryota; Metazoa; Chordata; Chondrichthyes; Orectolobiformes; Hemiscylliidae
Product: zona pellucida sperm-binding protein 3-like
Exons: 7
Biological process (GO): positive regulation of acrosome reaction; binding of sperm to zona pellucida; egg coat formation
Cellular component (GO): extracellular matrix
Molecular function (GO): acrosin binding
Source: RefSeq, a predicted model, not a curated record